AUGUUUUCCAGGCAUCCGUUCUCAAAAUCUGGUUAUCAGAUGUUCCAAGUAAUGAGGUUUGCUGUUGAGGAGAUUAAUAACUCUUCCUCCCUGCUGCCCAAUGUUUCUCUGGGCUAUGAGAUUUUCGAUCAUUGUUCUGAAACUAAGAACUUCCCUUCAGUCUUCAAUUUAAUCUCAGAAAAGGGAUUGCUAAAACCUCAAGAAAAACUCAACAGCCAUCGGCCUAAAAUAAUUGCUUUAACAGGACCAUAUGGAAGCACAAGAACUCUUACCGUUGCACCAUUAGUCACAAUGGACCUUAUACCAUGGGUUCAAUAUGGAGCUACCAGUUAUCAGUUAAAUGAUAAACUUCAAUAUCCAACUUUCAUAAGAACAAUCCCUAGCAACAAAGACUUGAUACAGAUGAUUAUUCACAUCAUACAGUGGUAUGGAUGGAACUGGGUUGCCUUUCUUGGAGGUCCAGACAAUUACAGUGAAGAUGGUCUAAGACUGUUUUACAAGUAUACUAGCAAUACUGGCAUUUGCUUGGCCUAUCAAGACAUUAUUAGGCUACGGGGAAAUCACAAUCAAACACUUAAAAAUAUCAAUAUGCUAAACAUUAAUGUCAUUGUGAUUUUUGCUUUACCAAUAUAUGCAGAAACCAUAUUGAAAGCUGCCAUAGCAAACAACGUCCGAGACAAAGUUUGGAUUGCUAGUCAAACAUGGUCUAUGAGUCAGCAGCUUCCAAGAGAGCCAGGAAUUCAGAAAAUUGGUACAGUUAUUGGCAUUACAGAGCGAUUAUUGUCAUUACCUGGAUUUGAUAAGUUCAUUUAUAAACUCAAAGCAACAACUAAUAAAGAUAAUAAUAGUAAUGUUUUAGUACAGGGGAAUAUUUGCAAUCAAGAAUGUAAGGAAAGUGCAUCGUUGACUGCAAAAGAAAUUAUAAAUGAAAAUCCCACAUUCUCCUUUGCCAUCUACGCUGCCAUAUAUACCAUAGCUCAUGCCUUGCAUAAAGUUCUACAGUGUGACGCAAAUGAAUGCCGCAAAAAUACAACCUUUAAACCAUACAUGCUUCUGGGCGAAAUGAAGAAGUUGGAUUUUCCACUCAGUGGCCGUACAGUGAAAUAUGAUGUUAACGGCAAUCCAACCAUCAGUUAUGCAGUCGUGCUGUGGCACACUGAAACAAAUCCUCCACGGACUGAGAUGGUGGGCACCUAUGACACGUAUCCAGAAAUUACUUUUGCAAUAGACAACUCUCUCAUGCCCUGGCGUAACAAUACUUCUGUUCCUUUCUCAAACUGCUCUGUUGAGUGUAGGGAGGGAUAUUCAAGGGAACAAGAGGGAUUUCAUGCUUGCUGUUUUCGGUGCAAAAAAUGCCCACAAAACACCUAUGUGGAUUAUUCUCGUGACCCUUAUACGUGUUAUCCAUGUGCAGAGAGCGAAUGGUCUGAUGAGGGCAGCACGACUUGUAAGAUUCGUUCUGUCGUCUAUCUUCAGUUCACAGAAAUCACCUCCAUUGUUGUCAUCUGUUUCACUGCAUGCCUGAUUACUCUGCUCAUUUUCAUCUUUUGUCUUUUCGCCUACAAUUCUAACACACCAGUGGUGAGGUCUGCUGGUGGCAACAUGUGUUUCCUUAUGUUGGCAUGUUUAACUAUGUCUAGCAUAAGUGUUUUCUUUUUCUUUGGACAACCCACGUCUGCAGACUGUAUCCUGAGAGAUUUUAUAUUUUCGUUUUUCUUCACUAUCUGUCUCUCCUGUAUGACUGUUCGGUCCUUUCAAAUUGUUUGCGUCUUCAAAAUGGCCGCCGAUUUCCCUAAAUUACACAGCUUGUGGAUAGCAGACCAACAUUGA
Messenger RNA from Triplophysa rosa, 1830 nucleotides. RefSeq names its product taste receptor type 1 member 1-like. The coding region runs from base 1 to 1830 and encodes 609 amino acids. NCBI's taxonomy places the organism in Eukaryota, Metazoa, Chordata, Actinopteri, Cypriniformes, Nemacheilidae. Gene Ontology annotation, molecular function: G protein-coupled receptor activity. The record is from RefSeq and is a predicted model, not a curated record. Gene Ontology annotation, biological process: G protein-coupled receptor signaling pathway. The transcript has 6 exons. Gene Ontology annotation, cellular component: membrane.